AUGGCGCAGGACGAGAAGAAGCCCACUGCCGCAGAGAAGGGCAAGGGCAAGGCGCCGGCGGAGGAUGCUCCCAUUUCCAACGGGGAUAAAACCGCCACCGGGGAGAAAGAUGACGGGAAGAAGAAUCAGGGCAAACCUGAAGAACACGCCGAAGAAGAGCUAAGCGAGGAGGAUCAACAACUCAAGAGCGAGCUCGAGAUGUUGGUGGAAAGAUUAAAAGAGGACGAUGCCAGCUUAUACAAGCCUGCCAUGGAUGCCAUCAAGAAUUUCAUCAAAACCUCCACAUCCUCGAUGACGGCCGUGCCCAAGCCUUUGAAAUUCCUUCGACCGCAUUACGAAGAGCUGACCGCUCUGUACGACAAAUGGCCCGCGGGUCCCGACCGGGAUUCGUUGGCUGACAUGCUGUCGGUGUUGGGCAUGACUUAUGGGGACGAAGAAAAGCUCGAGACCCUGAAGUACAGAUUACUGUCCAAGUCGGACGAUCUGGGCUCAUGGGGCCAUGAAUACAUCCGACAUCUCGCACUUGAGAUUGGACAAGAAUACCAAAACCGCUUGACGGACGAUCGGGAAGUUGGGGAUCUCACCGAACUCGCGUUGUCCCUGGUCCCUUACUUUUUGAGCCAUAACGCAGAAGCCGACGCGGUCGACCUGCUGAGCGAACUUGAGAUGAUUGAAGAGAUACCUCGAUUUUUGGAUGAGAACACAUACGCGCGAGUCUGUCUCUACAUGGUUUCCAUGGUCAACCUUCUUACCUACCCUGAUGAUGUCGCUUUCCUUAAGACGGCCCAUGACAUCUACGUUAAGUACAACAAGCUGGCCCAGGCAAUGGUGUUGGCCAUAAGACUGAAUGACCAUGAGCUCAUCCGGCGAGAUCUGGAAUCAACGGAUGAUGUGGCGCUGAAAAAACAAUUGGCAUUUUUGAUUGCUCGACAGAGAAUAUCACUCGAUGUGCCGUCGGAAACAAAGGAUGAACAGGAGAUUGCCGAGUGCUUGGGGAACACACAACUACCCAACCACUUCAAGACCCUUGCGAAAGAGCUGAACAUCCUGGAACCCAAAACUCCAGAGGAUAUUUACAAAACACAUCUUGAGAGCGGACGAGCGAGCUCGGCUGUGGCAGAUUCGGCCAAGCACAACCUCGCCAGCGCCUUCGUUAACGCUUUCGUCAAUGCAGGCUUCGGCACUGACAAGCUAAUGUUGGUAGAAGGCGAACAGCGACCGUGGGUCUGGAAAACGAAAGACGACGGCAUGAUGUCUACUACUGCGUCGUUGGGUAUGCUGAAGCAAUGGGAUGUUGAAGGCAGUCUGGACACAAUCGACCAGUUUCAGCAAUUAUCCGAAGAACCUAUCAAAGCCGGAGCUUUGCUGGCAUAUGGUGUCGUGAACUCCGGAGUACGAAUGGAAGGUGAUCCUGUCAUUUCCCUCCUGAGUGAUGACGAUGUUCUCGAAAGAGGGAAGCCUACCACUCGCCUGGCGGCCAUCAUGGGUCUAGGCUUGUCAUACGCCGGUUCGAACAGGGAGGAUCUACUGGAAUAUCUGCUUCCUAUCGUCGAGGACGGCUCGCUGGAGAUGCGACUAUCUGCUAUGGCCGCCGUCUCGCUCGGUAUGAUCUUCGUCGGUUCCUCCAACCACCAAGUCGCCGAAGCGAUCGCCACCCAGUUGAUGGAUGACGACCGCCAGAAGCAACUCAAAGACAAGUGGGCCAGAUUCAUGGCUCUCGGCUUGGCAUUGUUGUACUUUGGCCGGCAAGAGGAGGUCGACGUCAUUCUGGACAUUCUUAAAGCGAUUGACCAUCCUAUGGCGAAACCGACCGCAACACUGGCCUCGGUAUGCGCAUGGGCGGGCACUGGAGCUGUGCUUAAGAUCCAAGAGCUUCUGCACAUCUGCAACGAUCAUAUCGAAGACAAGGAGGAAACGACAGGCGAUCAGUUGGUUCAGGCUUAUGCCGUCCUCGGCAUUUCUCUGAUUGCAAUGGGCGAGGAUGUGGGUCAGGAAAUGGUGCUUCGACAGUUUGGCCAUCUCAUGCACUACGGCGAAGCCAACAUCCGGAAGGCCGUCCCUCUUGCCAUGGGUCUCAUCAGCCCCAGCAAUCCUCAGAUGAAGAUCUACGAUACUUUGUCGAGGUACAGCCAUGACAACGACAAUGAUGUGGCUAUCAAUGCCAUUUUUGCAAUGGGCUUGGUCGGUGCUGGUACCAACAAUGCCCGUCUUGCUCAAUUACUCCGACAACUUGCCAGUUAUUACCACCGGGAUCAGAGUUCGCUGUUCAUGGUGCGCAUUGCUCAGGGGCUGGUGCACAUGGGCAAAGGCACCAUGUCCCUAAAUCCAUUCCACACCGACCGACAAGUAUUGUCGAGCGUCGCCGCAGCUGGCCUUCUCACGGUUCUUGUGUCUCUGAUCGACUCGAAGCAAUUCAUUCUCGCUGAAGCACACUAUUUGCUCUACUUCCUGGUUACGGCGAUGUAUCCCAGAUUCCUGGUGACUCUGGACGAAGACCUGAAGCCAUUGACUGUCAAUGUGCGCGUGGGACAAGCCGUGGACGUUGUCGGAGCUGCUGGCCGACCGCGCACGAUCACCGGUUGGCAGACACAAAGCACUCCAGUGUUGCUUGCGUAUGGCGAGCGGGCGGAGCUGGAGGAUGAGCAGUACAUCUCACUGAGCAGCACUCUCGAGGGAUUGGUGAUUCUACGCAAGAACCCUGAAUGGGAGAGCACGAGCUGA
Exophiala dermatitidis NIH/UT8656 is the source of this 2721-nucleotide messenger RNA. RefSeq names its product 26S proteasome regulatory subunit rpn-1. Gene Ontology annotation, molecular function: enzyme regulator activity. NCBI's taxonomy places the organism in Eukaryota, Fungi, Ascomycota, Eurotiomycetes, Chaetothyriales, Herpotrichiellaceae. The record is from RefSeq and is a predicted model, not a curated record. Gene Ontology annotation, cellular component: proteasome storage granule; proteasome complex; proteasome regulatory particle, base subcomplex. The transcript has 2 exons. Bases 1 to 2721 code for a protein of 906 amino acids. Gene Ontology annotation, biological process: proteasome-mediated ubiquitin-dependent protein catabolic process; regulation of protein catabolic process.